This is a messenger RNA of Cuscuta europaea, 605 nucleotides long. NCBI's taxonomy places the organism in Eukaryota, Viridiplantae, Streptophyta, Magnoliopsida, Solanales, Convolvulaceae. The record is from the annotation of a GenBank genome assembly.
UAAGUUCCAUAUCGUGAUCAGGCCGCUGCAAAUUUGGGCACGACGACGUUGCAUGAGCGGCUGGUUGGAAGGGCCGUGCAGGGAGAAUAACAGGAGGAACGUCAAAGUCAAUAAAGGGGAUGUCACGGCGGCGGCGGCGGCUGAGAAUGAUAAGAGCCGGGAAGAGGCAAGGCAGCGACCUGCAGGUAGCAGCUGCUGGACGCCUCAUCCUCGUACCGGAAUAUACUUUCCGGCGGGACACGAAGGAAUCUUGGAUGACGUCCCCACAGGUGCUGCAGCUCUUACUCAGACUCACUGGUUGAGGAACGUCGAUGGCGCCGUUGACCACAAACCUUAAGUCCUUGUCUUGAUGACGCCUCACGGACCUUAUACUGGCACAGAAUAUAUAACAACCAAGCUAUUUGAAUUAUAUGCUUGUACAAAAUAUUCUAAUUAAUCAAUAUGAAAAGUGUACCGUGUACUUUAUGAUAGUUAAAGUAGGUCACCUUUAUUUAUUGAGAAAAUUCCCUGGAGUAGUGUUGGAAAUAAGUGAAGAAAGAUUUGAGAAAUUGGGAGGAUAAAUUAGAAAUAUUAUGGAAGAGAUAUAUGAACAAAAGAGAAGAACG